AUACAUAUACAGUGUGUGUCUGCAUUCUGCAACAACAAAUUGUAUCUCAGAAACUAGGAAUCUUUUGUGUGUGUAACUGCAGUGCAAAUUAAAGACCAUGGCCAGCAUAACACCUAUCUUUCAAGAUUUCCAAACAGCGGCGCCGUUUGCCACCACUGUUGCUGUCGGUGGUCUCUCUUUGUUGCUUGUCUCUUACACCGUCCGAGGAUAUAUCUCUGCCCACAAGAAGGGGCCUUCCAAACUCCCUCCCGUACCCGUGGUUCCAGGGCUACCGGUGAUAGGAAAUUUGCUACAGCUAACGGAGAAAAAACCCCACAAGACAUUUGCAAAGUGGGCUGAGAUAUAUGGGCCAAUCUACUCGAUCAGAACCGGUGCUUCCACUAUUAUUGUUCUCAAUUCCGCCGAUGUUUCCAAAGAGGCUAUGGUGACCAGAUAUUCAUCCAUCUCAACAAGAAAGUUGCCGAAAGCCUUAAAGAUUCUCACCUCUGAUAAAUGUAUGGUUUCAAUAAGUGACUACAAUGAGUUUCACAAGACAACAAAACGACACAUGCUUGCAAAUGUUUUGGGACCGAAUGCUCAGAAGCGACAUCGAUGCCACAGAGACACCAUGGUAGAAAAUGUUUUGAGCAAAUUACAUGCUCUUACAAGGAACUCUCCUCUUCAAGCUGUGAAUUUCAGGAAAAUAUUCGAGUGUGAACUUUUUGGUCUAUCUUUGAAAGAAGCUUUGGGGAAAGACUUGGAAUCCAUUUAUGUGGAAGAGCUUGGGAGCACUCUGUCAAAAGAUGACAUAUUUAAAGUUCUAGUGACUGACUUAAUGGAGAGUGGGAUUGAGGUGGAUUGGAGAGAUUUCUUCCCGUAUCUAGGAUGGAUUCCAAAUAAGCGUGUGGAAUUGAAACUUCAGCGAGCUGCUUCCCGCAGGCAAGCAGUGAUGAAUGCCCUGAUCAAGGAGCAGAAGGAGCGCAUAGCUUCAGGCGAGGAAUUAAAUUGUUACCUUGACUACUUGUUAUCUGAGGCAAAAACACUUACGAAUGAACAAAUUUCCAUGUUGGUUUGGGAGGUAAUCCUCGAGGCAGCAGAUACCACUUUGGUUGCAACAGAAUGGGCAAUGUAUGAGCUUGCUAAAGAUCCAAACCAGCAGGAUCGUCUGUACCGAGAAAUCCGAGACGUUUGUGGGUCUGACAUGAUUACUGAGGAACACUUGUCUCAGCUUCCAUACUUGAAUGCUAUUUUUCAUGAAACUCUGAGGAAGCACAGCCCUGUUCCAAUAAUACCUUUACGAUAUGCACACGAAGAUACCCAGUUAGGAGGGUACCAUGUUCCUGCUGGAAGUGAGAUUGCUAUAAACAUAUACGGGUGUAACAUGGACAAGAAACAAUGGGAAAACCCUGAAGAGUGGAAGCCCGAGAGGUUUCUUGAUGAGAAAUAUGAUUUGGCGGAUUUGCAAAAGACAAUGGCAUUUGGAGCCGGAAGGAGAGUAUGUGCCGGUAAUAUUCAGGCAUCGUUAAUAGCAUGUACAUCAGUCGGUAGGUUAGUGCAGGAGUUUGAAUGGAGGCUGAAAGAUGGGGAAGAGGAGAAUGUGGAUACUGUCAAGCUCACUUCCCAAAAACUCCAUCCCAUGCAAGCAAUUCUAAAGCCGAGAAAUUGAUGGGCUAAAACCCAAUGCAUGCUGCCUUUGAUUCCACUCUAAUAAAACUACUAGUGACUGAAAUCAAGGGUCAUUUUGGUUUGUAAUGUUUCUAUCAAUUGUGAUUAAAUCGUUGCCAUAUUUCAUAUUCCAAGAAAAA
This is a messenger RNA of Alnus glutinosa, 1784 nucleotides long. RefSeq names its product ent-kaurene oxidase, chloroplastic-like. Lineage: Eukaryota; Viridiplantae; Streptophyta; Magnoliopsida; Fagales; Betulaceae. Bases 98 to 1645 code for a protein of 515 amino acids. The transcript is spliced from 7 exons. Gene Ontology annotation, biological process: gibberellin biosynthetic process. The record is from RefSeq and is a predicted model, not a curated record. Gene Ontology annotation, cellular component: endoplasmic reticulum; chloroplast outer membrane. Gene Ontology annotation, molecular function: heme binding; iron ion binding; ent-kaurene oxidase activity.